Molecule: messenger RNA, 1833 nt
Organism: Emericellopsis atlantica
Lineage: Eukaryota; Fungi; Ascomycota; Sordariomycetes; Hypocreales; Bionectriaceae
Exons: 2
Coding region: 195-1499 (434 amino acids)
Source: RefSeq, a predicted model, not a curated record
UCUACGACGCCGCACUAUCGCUUUGAAACGAGCGUCUCCGAUCAUCAAAGACCUACCAGAUAUCGCUAUUGCUGGGUGCUCCCAGACUCGAAGCCCAAGACGAGCGUUAAGCCUGGCCAACCUCAGAGAACACCCCACAUCAAUCGACACAUCCCACUGCCGCGGCCAUUCACGCCAAGUCUCUGUCGCGCACGAUGGAAAGCCACCGGGGUUUUGUGUAUACUAGGGACUUGAUAGAGCUUGAUGCAGUCAUGAAACUCAUCCCUCGCGCAGGUGAAUGUGUCAAGUGCGAUGCCACCUCGACCCUAGAAUGUCCCAACUGUUCCGAGGGCACAGAGUGCCAAUUCACGAUCCCUUCCGACUGCACGGAAUGCUCACAGGCGCUAUGCGUAGCAUCAAGCGCUGCGCCCAGCAACAGCAACAGCAACAACUCGGAUAACAGCUCCGGAGGUCCAAACAUUGGGGCAAUCGUGGGAGGCGUUCUUGGAGGUGUCGUUCUCAUCACAGUCCUAACCUACCUGGCUUGGAGAUACCUCAUCAAGCCCCGUAGGGCUGAGGACAUUGCUCGCCAUUCGCAAUAUCACGGAAGCACUGCCCCGCAAGAUUCAGAAAAGGACAACCAGUCCAGACUUACCCGCCGCUCAUCGACGCACACCGUUCACUCUAUUGCGUCCACGGUGUUGACUCGAGCCUCAAACAUCAUUCAAAUCGCAUACAUUCCCGGAGUCACGAACCGAGCGAACCCUGCCUCCUCGGGCGUCCUUGUCCCUCCCGUCCCACCGAUCCCUAUGCAGCACUCUGCAAACACCGGCGAUAGCGGCAACAACGAUCAGCACUUCUUUGUGCCGGGUGACCUCCGCGACUCGACAUACUCUGGUCUGUCUGGCUACUCGGACCGUACAUCCUAUGCUACACGCACAUCCUACGCUCCUCGCUCGAGCAUCGCCUCCACAAUUUACGGCAAGCAGGCUCAGGUGAUGACUCCGGCGUCGACAGGCCUGCGUGCGAAGCCAACCAUGGUCAGUGUCAAGUCCAUGGGAACCAGCGGCAGCGGCGGAAGCACACCUCCAGUGCCCAACAUCGAUUUCGAAAAGUUCGGCAACGGGAGGCCAAAGAGUGGUGCGAGCACGUUCAGUGUGGGCUCCACGUUCUUGAACACUGCCACCCAGACCCGCGCCCAGGUCGUCAAGGUCGGAGGUCUCAAGAAGGUCGAGAUUCCUGCCAAGUCCGAUGCAUCGAGUCGAGCGACUUCCACAUCUGAAGGCAAAGGGGCCGGAUCUGAGGCCUCCACGCCUGCUGUUACACCUCCUACGCUGUCCAUCAAUGACUCGCCUUUCGUCGACCCUCCAGAGGAGGUGAGCACUCCUGAACCCAAAGCCAAUGCACCCAAGCUGGGAGCUGUCAUGGAGGACGACGAGGAUAGGCCCAACCGUGACUCGAAACCUCCGUCGAUAGAACGAGGCAGCAGCCCCUUUGGCGACGAGCACGCCACCAAGUGAAGGACGGACCUCGCGCGUUUUGAAUACUUUUUUGCACUUCGUGUCUUCUAUAGACAGCCAAGCCUAUUGAGGUCAAGCAUGUUAUUCUUCAAACUUAUCUCUGGGAAUCUUUUAUCAUUUUUUGACAUGCGCUCGGCGUCUUUGGCAGACUUGCCGAUUGGAUCGGAAUGAUGGACUGUGAUGUUUGGAUAGCAGCUAUACUUUACUCCCCUUCUUGAAUAGAGACGACUGACCGAUCUUUGCCGCCCUCACAUCUGCAUGUGUGUAUCUCAGCCAACACGAAACGUACAGCAUGCUCGGACUGGGAACCCCGUCACGGGACUGAAAGCUCUAA